This is a messenger RNA of Macrobrachium nipponense, 2573 nucleotides long. RefSeq lists its product as uncharacterized. The record is from RefSeq and is a predicted model, not a curated record. The transcript has 4 exons. The coding region runs from base 560 to 2077 and encodes 505 amino acids. Lineage: Eukaryota; Metazoa; Arthropoda; Malacostraca; Decapoda; Palaemonidae.
CGGUCCCCUUUCCACCUCCUGGUCUAGCACAUAAUCCACUCUCUUUGGAUGCAACCUUUUUGCCACUUUUAACCACGUGUUCUAGAUUUCAUCGCCACAGUCUGUCACGGAGGACCGUCGGAGCUGGAGUGAGCACGUCCCACACCAAGUCACAGGGGGUUCGGUCUAUGUAUGUAGACCAUCUCUCGCGGUAACUUGAACAGUCAUCGAAGCGCUUUAAAUACUGACGUUGAUGAUAAUCAGUCUUUCUCUGUAACGAAUUCUAGACUUUAAUAUCUACUGCACUGGAUAAAUUUGCUGGUGUAAAUAUUCAUAGUGAUAAUGCAAAUGCAAGUUUGAAAUAUCUAAUGUCAUAACAACGGCCGAGGACAACCAUAAAAAAAGAACGAAAUCACUGGUGUUCAUUUUUCGCUGAGAUCGUAUAUAAUUUUCUAUAGGACUCUUUCAACCAGAGACCAAAGGAAGUUUUAUUAAUCAAGGGAUCACAACUGAAGACAAUAUAUAAACAUUUUUGCGCACUAUUUUAACUCAACGUCAACUGUGAAAACGCGACCAAGAGAUGACAAUGAAGAAUUGUUUGUUGCUGUUGCUGAUGUCCACAGCUUUAUCGUGGGGAAAGGACACAGCUGCAAGUUCGAACCUAAGCACAGCAGAUGCUGAAGGUUACGGCAGUAAGGAGACCCAGACUCUCGGAUAUGGUGGCCCACCCAAACGCGAAUUGAAACCCAACAGCAUAUACGACGUCAUUACCAUGUCCUCCCUGAACCAGGAACCUCUAUCCAGCACUACUUCCGGUAUCAUAGAGGAAGGGUCCGUGGAAUUAAGCACGGAAUUGGACCCUUCCAUGCCCUCGUGGGUGGACUCCUUCCAGUGGCUGAAUGAAGCCAUAAACGACACCGAACUGACAGAAGGGAGGGAAUUUUUCAGUAAUCUCACUGAUGCUUUUAUGGAAGGUUUGGAUGAACUGAAAGAGAAGAUCUCGUCGGAGAACUUCACCGAGGUUUGGAGGGAACAAGUCGGCGACUUGAAGCGAGAGGUCAAAGGUUAUCUUCAAACCACCAACGUGAAGAAGCUGAAAGAGGACGCCCGCACCUUCGUGACGCUGACCUUCCCCCAAGCCGGGUUCUUCAGUAGCCUCCUCAGUCUGGGUAAGGGCGGAGGAAUUUCCAACAUUGUUUACUUGCUCUUUAUCGGCUGGCCUCUGCUCCUGGCUCUCCUGUACGUCAUCCUUAUCGUUCUCUACCCGAACAGGAGGACCGACAACAUCUUUGAGAAAAACGUAGCUUCGGUGGUAGACUCGAUGUCCUACGUAAUGCACGCAGCUGAAGACAGUUUUCUAAAUUUCCUGGAGGACAUCACCGAACCCGAAGAUUCGUACGGCAGCGCAUCGCACUUCCGUCCUGCCUACGCGUUCCCGGACCCCGAGAACCGCCAGGAGGUCUUUUACAAACCAACUGCUUUCUACGACGAAGAUGGCCAACAUUUCGACGCCGAAUACGACUACAGUUACGACAACAGCCAAGAGAAGUUUGAUGCCUGGGGGAACCCUGCCGACGAAUGGCCUUCCUCGUCAUUUGUGAACCCAAGUGGUCAUCUGCAUAACCCCAUGACAGCUUUCAACCCCGCGUCAGCCGAACCACUGAGGGAGCAAUUCCAGGGAGGCGAUGUCAGCUCCCUCGGGGGAAAUUUUGACCUCCAGAAUGAGAUAGCGAAAAAGGACAAACAAAACUUCUUGAACGUCGUCUUGGGGACACAAUACCAGCACAGCAAACCUCCUGGUUCUCUUGCCGAGGCUGGUAUCGUGCAGGGAACCGUCAGUUCAGAUCUCUCCAGCCACCCAGAACCACCGAGAGAUUUCCGUCCUUCCAAGUCAUCCAAUGGUGGACGCAUUUAUUUCGACACUAACGUGGAUCCCCGUCUGAGGAACCAGGGAAAGACGUCUGCGGGAUUCAUGCCGUCCCAGUUAGAGGAGCUCAACCAAAGGGCAGAUGAAUGGGUCGCAAAGGCCCGCCCUUUCCGAAGGAACGGACAUCCUGCCGGGGAUUCCGCUGAGGCUGACGGAAGGACCUUUAGAUAACCGGACGACGCAGAAUCCCGGUGAAAUGAUCGACGACUAAGGUAGCGAUCGCAAAUUACAUUUAGCUAAUAUACAAAAUCGACUAAGUAUAGUAUUAGUGAAAUAGGGCUAUAGUGGAGUAGUGUAUACGUUAGACUUGUAUUGUAAUAUAAGCCUCCUAUUCACAAACAGUUAUGGUACUGAAAUUCAAGCUUUGAAAGAAAACCACAAAUUUCAAAAGAAACAAUUCCUAAUAGACAAAAUGAGGAAUGAUAGGAGAGCUUAGUAAAAUAUGCUCAUAAAGCGAAAUGAAAAACCAUACCAGCCUCAGAAAGGAUAUGUGAAAUGAAACAAAUAGGUUGAAGUCAGUCUGAGUCUUCUUAAGACACAAAGAGGAAACGGAUAUAAGUCUGUACAUUCAAAAGAAAGAAAUGGUGACGGGAAUAACUAGAUAUUACAAUUCAGAUCAAUGCUUCAGCCACACCAUAAGAUGAAUGACCAUAAACAUAAUCAUCAG